Messenger RNA from Macadamia integrifolia, 1511 nucleotides. Its product is annotated as glycerophosphodiester phosphodiesterase GDPD6. Gene Ontology annotation, biological process: lipid metabolic process. The transcript is spliced from 8 exons. The record is from RefSeq and is a predicted model, not a curated record. Bases 142 to 1320 code for a protein of 392 amino acids. Lineage: Eukaryota; Viridiplantae; Streptophyta; Magnoliopsida; Proteales; Proteaceae. Gene Ontology annotation, molecular function: glycerophosphodiester phosphodiesterase activity. Gene Ontology annotation, cellular component: vacuole.
UAAUACGAAAACCAUGGAAAGUAACGGUCUAGCUCUUAUCGACUAUACAUAGAGGCAACCCCGGCGACACUCCGGAACAGAGGGAGAGAGAGAGAGAGAGGGGGGUGGGGGGGAGAGUAGUCAACGAAACAAGCGAAGACGAUGACUCCUUCACUCUUGUUUGUCCCUAUUCUGUUUCUAUUACUCAUUGGGGGAUGUCUUGGAAGGCCAUUCUAUCCUCUUCCAAGCAAAAUGGUGGAUGGUGAUAGACAACAGUUGCAAACGUCCCGCCCCUACAAUAUUGCACAUCGUGGUUCAAAUGGGGAGAUUCCUGAGGAAACUGCUGCUGCUUACUCGAGAGCCAUUGAAGAGGGGGCUGAUUUCAUAGAAACAGAUAUCCUCGCUUCGAAAGAUGGUGUCCUUAUAUGCUUUCAUGAUGUAACCCUUGAUGACACAACCGACGUUGCAAACCAUACAGAGUUUGCUAAUCGUAAACGGACCUACAACGUGCAAGGAGUGAACACAACCGGAUUCUUCACUGUUGAUUUCACACUGAAAGAACUAAAAUCAUUACGGGUGAAGCAGAGGUACCCAUUCCGGGAUCAGCAAUACAAUGGAAAGUUCUCAAUUAUUACGUUUGAAGAGUACAUUUCAAUUGCGUUGGAUGCAAAAAGAGUUGUUGGUAUCUAUCCUGAGAUUAAAAAUCCCGUUUUAAUAAACCAGCAUGUAAAAUGGGCAGAUGGCAAGAGGUUUGAGGACAAGUUUGUGGAAACUCUCAAGAAGUAUGGAUACAAAGGUUCAUACAUGUCAAAAGAUUGGUUCAAACAACCAGCAUUUAUCCAGUCCUUUGCUCCCACUUCAUUAAUAUAUGCUUCAAAUCUUACGGACUUGCCCAAAAUCUUCUUAAUUGAUGAUGUGACCAUACCAACACAGGACACUAACCAGUCAUAUUGGGAGAUCACUUCGGAUAAGUACUUUCAAUUCAUAAAGAAGUAUGUCGUUGGAAUUGGACCCUGGAAGGAUACAAUUGUCCCAGUGACAAACAACUAUUUGAUGACACCUACUGAUUUAGUUGCUAGAGCACAUGCGCAUGGCCUACAGGUGCACCCAUAUACCUACCGGAAUGAAAACAUUUUCUUGCACUUCAACUUUCAUCAAGAUCCAUAUGUUGAAUAUGAUUACUGGUUAAACGAAAUUGGCGUUGAUGGACUCUUCACAGACUUCACAGGGAGCCUCCAUAAUUUUCAAGAAUGGACAUCUCCCCUCUCUAAGAAUGAAACCACUGAAUCUGAUCUGUUGCAUAAGAUUGCAGUGAUGGUUUCAGCAUAUGGAAAAUUAUGAUGGUAAAUGUUUGGGUUUUUCUUUGUUUAUUAAGAUAAAUGUACCACGACGAUCUCUUCAUUCCUAAUUAGAGCAGGUUUCUAUUUUCUGGUUUCUUGCUUGACAAGGAGUAACAUUCCUUAAUUAUUGUAAUCUGUUGUUUAAUAUAUAAGGGCAGUAGGGAAGGGAGACAGGUACCUAUGAUUCUGUUA